This is a messenger RNA of Peronospora matthiolae, 1119 nucleotides long. Lineage: Eukaryota; Oomycota; Peronosporomycetes; Peronosporales; Peronosporaceae. The record is from the annotation of a GenBank genome assembly.
AUGUCGUCCAACAACACCUCGGCCAGUGUCUCCAUCGAUAAGUUCGAUGGGGACAACUACUCAACCUGGUGUCGCUACAUGCGCGGCGUGUUUCUGACGAAGUCAGUCUGGUACGUCGUGAACCGCGAAACGUCUCCAACCUUCACCGACACGCGAGCUUCCGACGAGUACGUCAAGGCGAGCAACAUCGCGUUCGGGUUGAUGUUGCUCCACAUGGACGCCGACUACCACCAUGUGGUCGACAACUGUGAAGAAGCAUGGACAGCGUGGUCGCGGUUGAAGAUGCUCUAUGGUGGGUCGCAGAAGGCGGGACGCAUCUACCUCAAGCGCCAGCUGUUCAGCAUCAAGAUGGCGGAAGGUGCCAACGUCUUGCACCAUUGCAACGAAGUCUUGAACAUCGGCGCCAAGCUCAGCAGCAUCGGUGCCAAGAUGGAAGACGAAGACAUUGCGAUCUGCUUGCUGCUCAGUCUCCCGAAGAGUUUCGAGAACGUGGUUCUGAACUUGGAGAUGAGCAAUGCAGAGCUGCGCACGCAAGAUGUGGUCAAGGUGCUGACUAACGAGCACAUCAAGCGACAAGGCGAGAAGAUGACAACGGCAACGACAACGGUGAAGACUGAAGAUGCGACAAAGGCAUUCAGUACCGAGCGCAAGCCCUACCAAUGCACAUACUGCGGCAAGGUGGGGCACACGGCAGAGCGUUGCUGGACGAAGCAAAAGGAUGAAAGUCGAGGAGCCCAACGCGGCGGCAAUGGUCGUGGACGCGGGGCAAACAAUGUCCAGUGGCGACAUUAUGAUGAAGGCAACAGCUACGAUCGAGUGGCGUUUGCAGUUUCGUUCGAAUGCGGAGUUUCGACGAACAAGAAUGGACCAGGAAUGUGGGCCGUUGACAGCGGGGCAACACAUCACAUCUGCCACGACAAGUUCAAGUUUGCAAGCUUGGUCGAAGGCAAUGAUGGCGAGAUCCUGGUGGCUGAUGGCAACAAGGCGGCCAUCAAAGGUGUGGGGACCAUCGUGGAAAAGGUGAUUCUGCCAAACGGGGGAAGAGCGCGAGAUCGAGAUCAAGAACGCGCUCUAUGUGCCCAGCAUGAGCAGAAAUCUGCUCUCGGUGCCGCAGACUAA